AUGGCCGCUGCCAGGCCCGCCGCGAUGACGGGGACCGCCAGUCCGGCCUUCACAAUGAACCCAACUUCGACAGAGCACGACUGGCGCUUCCCCCGACGACCUGCUGCUCAGCCCGGCGCUGCGCACCAGCGACUGCGAGGCGCCCAGUCAAAGGGGAGCGUACCGCCGCAGGAUGAGGCCAUCCUCGGGCCAGCCUUAUUUCCUCUGCUGCAGAGCGCAAAUGUCAGCGAUGUCGACAGCAUGCAGCAGGACGAUCCGCUAGCAACCCAAGUCUGGAGGUUCUUUGCCAAGACAAAGCAACAGCUCCCGAACCAGGACCGCAUGGAGAAUUUGACCUGGCGCAUGAUGGCCAUUGGCAUCAAGAAGCACAAGGAGAAGCAGCAGAGAGCAUACGAGAGGAGCGUGCGGCCGGCGACGCUGAAUGCCCCCAGUGGCAUCGCGCAGCAGCUGCGCAAGUCGUCCGAGCACGCUACGGGCCUCAACGGGGACAACCACCAGCAGAAUGACCCCAUGAACAUUGACGACUUCAUCUUCGCCGAACACGCCGCGACGCCCGCCGCAGACAUGUCACCCGACGUCGAGUUUCAAAAACCCAACUCCAUCCCCAUCAAGUCGCGCAAGGCCCAGAUCCAGCAGCAGCAUCAGCAACAGCAGAACCAAAUGUUACAGCAGCAGCAGCAUCCGCAUGCGUUUGUGCCCCAGUCUGUGCCCGAGCAUCACCAGAAUGCCGAGUUCAACUAUGUCAAGCGUCAUCAUCGCAAGACGAGCAUUGAUGACCGCCGCGUGAGUUCCAUCCACCCUCCACGGACCCCCCACGUCCAGUCCCUGCCCACCGCUGCCGCACUUUUUCUGUCCUCCAUCCCAAUCCGCCCAUGCCGCCGCCGCUUUAACGUUUCGGGUCCCAUGCUGAUUGAUGAUCGUUCCCAGACAACUCGCAAGCGUCCUGCUGACUUCUCUCCGCAUGUCGCUGCUGUCAACAGCCAUGCCCACGAGUUGGAGCCGGAUGCCAGCCUUGGUGACUACUCCCUCGAUACUCCCCACCAGGUGAACAUGCAGCAGCAUCACCACCACCAGCAGCAGCCGCACCCCAAUCAACAGGGCGUCCCCUUUGCUCUUGACACUUUCAUGGAGAAUGACCCAAUCAUCAGCUCGGCCGGUCCCUUCCAGCAGAACUUCUUCUCGCCGGGCACGUCGCCCAUGGUCGCCAACGGAGGCUUCCCCAACCUGUACAAUGGCAACUCGGGACCCUCGAAUGACAUGUAUUCCCCGCCCGGGUCGGCUUAUCAGUCCACCGUCUCGACGCCUCAUCCCACUGGCGGCGACGGCGAUGGCUUCUACUUUGGUGGUCAGCAGCAGGGCAACCACCCGCAGUCGUUCCGCCAACACCAGCAGCAGCCGUCCCAGCAACGGCCGUUCAUGUACAAUGGGAACAAUACAACUUUCCCAACUACGAGCGGGCCAUCCGAGGGAGUGUCGCAAUUCAGCACCACCGGACCCAGCUCCUUCGGCGGCCACAUUGAUCCGACACAUGUGUUUCACGCGGAUCACACCAUGACAUCGCCCGGGGUGGGCAUGCCACAGGACAAUCUGUUUUCGUUUGGUGCCGACUCGGACGACGAGGACAACAAUGCAUUUGCUGACCGUAAUCUGAGCAUGCACCACGAGUUCAGCAGCUCUGUGGACGAAGCGAACGCUAUGGGCUGGGAUGCAUCAUUACCCGGGCAGUUUAGCACACAGGCGGCGAGGUUCCCGGGCGGGCCCCCGCGAAAGCAGGUUGUGAUUGGGGGCACUACGACGGACUAUGUCGAGACCAGCAAUGGAGAGUGGCAGGCAGAGGGACUGGGGCGGUCUCAGUCGUUCAGGUCGGGGGGCGGGGACAAGAGGGGACAGAGGAUUCCGCGAAAUGCGUCGACACCACACAUGGCAGGACAGCCCAAUGGGCUUGAGCAUCUGGCGCAGUCGCUGCCGACAUCGCCGGCCGAUGCACCCGGCACCAUGUCUGGCUUUUCCUCGGUGGCCCCGAGCCGACCUUCGUCGCCUCCACUUUCGAAAACAGGCUCAAGUACAAACUUGGCGGGAGGUAAUCAGUCCGAGAGCGGUGGGCCCACGACGUGCACAAACUGCUUCACGCAAACCACGCCACUGUGGAGGCGGAAUCCCGAGGGCCAGCCACUGUGCAAUGCGUGCGGCCUGUUCCUCAAGCUGCACGGUGUCGUCCGUCCUCUCAGCUUGAAGACGGACGUGAUCAAGAAGAGGAACCGUGGUUCGGGCGCCAACGUGCCCGCCAGUGGAUCGGCAGGCCGCAUCAAGAAGAGUGCUUCGACGGCGGCCUCGCGCAAGAACUCGAGUCUGUCUCUCGCGACCAGCGCGGCCAAGGAGGUCAAGGCCAACACCGCGACGCCGCCCUCGCACCCUCCCGCUGCGACACCGCCGCCUACCAACCGAGCAGGCAGCACCAACGAGGGCGAAAGCCCGGCAUCGACGGCCAACACCCCGGGCACAGCGACGUCCUCGUCGUCCACGAACCCCCUGAUGGGUGGAAAAGGGGUCGUGCCCAUUGCCGCCGCGCCACCCAAGGCCACACCCGGUCCUGGCGCCUCGGCCUCGGCCUCGGCCGUCACCCUCGUGCCCAGGCCGUCGACCUCGAAGCGUCAGCGCAGGCAUAGCAAGAGCGGCAACGGUGAUGUCGAGAUUGACUCGCCCAACACGUCGACCGGCUCCCCCAACGAGAUGAGCCGCAUCCCACCGACGCAAAUGCCCAUCAUGCCCGGCGGGAUGAUGCCCAACAGUUUCCACCAGCACCAGCACCCGCGCCCGAUGAUGGGGAGCAGCAGUAAUAUGAUUCAUAUGGGUGGCAAUCCACAGAAGCCGCCAUCCAUGGGCGGCGCGGGCAGUGCGUCCGGACCGCAGGAGUGGGAGUGGUUGACGAUGAGUCUGUGA
Molecule: messenger RNA, 2940 nt
Organism: Emericellopsis cladophorae
Lineage: Eukaryota; Fungi; Ascomycota; Sordariomycetes; Hypocreales; Bionectriaceae
Product: Nitrogen regulatory protein-like protein
Exons: 1
Coding region: 1-2940 (979 amino acids)
Biological process (GO): negative regulation of transcription by RNA polymerase II; positive regulation of transcription by RNA polymerase II
Molecular function (GO): RNA polymerase II cis-regulatory region sequence-specific DNA binding; DNA-binding transcription factor activity, RNA polymerase II-specific; zinc ion binding
Source: RefSeq, a predicted model, not a curated record